UUUCCCGUUGUCCUUCUUCUGCCCUGCCCUUCUCCUACCCUCUUCUCCCCUACCCUUCUCUUCCCCUGCUCUACCCUUUCCCUGUCCUUCCACUACCUUCCCCAUGCCCUUGUUCCCUCUGCCCUGCCCUGCCUUUUCCCUGCCUACCCCUCCCCUUUCUGUCCAUCCCCUGCCCUUCUCUGGUCCAUCUCCUGCCCAUACCCUGUCCUGCCAUUCCUUGCCCUGCCCUUCCGUCCCCUCCCCUGCCUGCUUUGCCCUGCCCUUCCCCUGUUCAGCACUUCUCCUGUCUUGCCCUAUCCUGCUCUGCCUUGUCCUCCUCUUCCUGCCCUGCCCUGCCUUUCCCUGCCCUGCCCUGCCCAACGUUGCUUUGCUUGUUUUGUGUUGAUUUUUUUGCUUUGCCUGCUCAGCAUUGUUCUGCUUUUUCAUUACUUUUAUUCUCGUCUCUUUCUUUGUUAGAUAAUUUCUUAUUCUUAUCUCUAUUCUUAUUAGAUAGUU
Molecule: messenger RNA, 495 nt
Organism: Aspergillus vadensis CBS 113365
Lineage: Eukaryota; Fungi; Ascomycota; Eurotiomycetes; Eurotiales; Aspergillaceae
Exons: 1
Coding region: 104-385 (93 amino acids)
Source: RefSeq, a predicted model, not a curated record